Messenger RNA from Colletotrichum truncatum, 1506 nucleotides. RefSeq names its product MFS efflux transporter. Gene Ontology annotation, cellular component: membrane. NCBI's taxonomy places the organism in Eukaryota, Fungi, Ascomycota, Sordariomycetes, Glomerellales, Glomerellaceae. Gene Ontology annotation, molecular function: transmembrane transporter activity. The record is from RefSeq and is a predicted model, not a curated record. Gene Ontology annotation, biological process: transmembrane transport.
AUGAACACCCCAACUUUCGACGCGUUCAUCACCCAUGAACCGUCCCAAGUCCAUGUAACUCCUCCGGCCAAAGUCGCCGGGGGCGCUCCCCGCCUCGACUCCCACCACCCACCGCGAGGUCACUCUUCGCGUGGUCAAGAGUCGUUCCCCAUGCACUCGCUCCCCAGACAAGCCUCACUACACACCCCCGAUCAGCCCACGGUCCUAGAGGCCAACGGCGCCGGCUCAGAUGCCUUCUCCCGGGACGAAGCCGGCGUCGAGUCCGUCGAGCCGACUCAGAGCGUCCUCGCGCCUUACAUGAACCGUUGGCGCUUCCUCGCGGCAUGCCUGAUGAACAUGGGCAACGGUAUCAACGACGGUGCUCCAGGUGCUAUCAUCCCUUACAUGGAGAAGUACUACAACAUAGGCUACGCCAUCGUGUCUCUAAUCUUCAUCGGUAACGCCGUAGGCUUCAUCACCGCCGCCUUCUUCGUAGACGCCCUCCGCGCCCGUCUCUCCCGCGCGCACCUGAUGAUCGCGGCUCAGGGGUGCAUGCUAGCGGCCUACAUCCCGCUUGUCGUCGGCGCGCCGUUCCCCGUCAUCGUCGUCUCCUUCUUCCUGCUCGGCUUCGGCAUGGCGACGAACCUGACGCUGAACACGCUCUUCUGCGGCUCCCUGCGUAACGGCACCACCUUACUCGGCGCCCUCCACGGCGCCUACGGGCUCGGCGGUAUGGUCGGCCCCAUCCUCGCCACGGCCAUGGUGUCUUCCAUCGGCUGGGACUUGUGGUACCGGUUCUACCUGAUCCCGAUGAGCCUGGCCGCUUUCAGCCUCGUCUUCUCCGCGUGGUCCUUUGCGCAUUACGAGAGGGACAACCCGGCCAUCGCGGAGCACGAGGCUUCAAGCCAGCAGGCGACGUACGACACCGUCAAGGUCAGGCUGGCCUCCAUGUUCCACGCCCUGCGGCGCAGGUUGGUCUUCCUCGGAGCGCUCUUCACGUUCGCGUACCAGGGCGCCGAGGUUUCCAUCUCAGGUUGGGUCAUUUCCUUCUUGGUCGAUGUGCGAGACGUCGCGAACCCCGAGGCCGUCGGAUACGUCACGGCCGGUUUCUGGGCAGGCAUCACCGUCGGCCGCUUCGUCCUCUCCAGCCUCAGCCAGCGCGUGGGUGAGGAGCUGUUCGUGUACGUCAUGACCAUCGGAGCGGCGUGUUUCCAGCUUCUCGUCUGGUUUGUGCCAAACAUUGUCGGAAACGCCGUGUCGUUGGCCAUUGUCGGUCUGCUGCUUGGCCCCAUUUACCCGUGUGCGGCGACCGUCUUCUUGCGCGGCAUGUCGAGCAAGAGCCGGACGAGUGGCAUCGCCAUCAUUACUGCGUUUGGAAGCAGCGGUGGUGCCGUGGCGCCUUUCGCCACUGGUAUGAUUGCUCAAGCGAGCGGUACUUGGGUCCUGCACCCAAUUGCUUUGACCUUGUUUGCCGGCAUGAUCGGUUGCUGGUUCUUCUUGUCAUCCCGGUCGAAGAGACAGGACUAA